This is a messenger RNA of Cokeromyces recurvatus, 638 nucleotides long. Its product is annotated as LSM domain-containing protein. The coding region runs from base 41 to 295 and encodes 84 amino acids. The transcript has 6 exons. Lineage: Eukaryota; Fungi; Mucoromycota; Mucoromycetes; Mucorales; Mucoraceae. The record is from RefSeq and is a predicted model, not a curated record. Gene Ontology annotation, molecular function: RNA binding. Gene Ontology annotation, cellular component: U6 snRNP; Lsm1-7-Pat1 complex; U4/U6 x U5 tri-snRNP complex. Gene Ontology annotation, biological process: mRNA splicing, via spliceosome.
UUUUUUUUCUUAUUAUUAUUCAUUCAUAUAAUUUACAGAAAUGGCAACAUCACAAUUACUACCUUUAGAAUUAAUUGAUAAAUGUAUUGGAUCCAGAAUUUGGGUUGUCAUGAAAAAUGAAAAAGAAUUUACAGGCAAAUUAUUAGGUUUCGACGAUUAUGUUAACAUGGUUUUGGAAGAUGUGACAGAAUAUGAAAAUACAAAGGAGGGUUAUAAAACACAAAAAUUAGAACAAAUCUUGUUAAAUGGAAACAAUAUUUGUGCUCUGAUACCUGGUGGUAGUGGACCUAUUUAAAUGUUACAUAAACAAUGCUUAUACAUAUACAACAUACAUAAAUAAAUUGAAAUCUUAAUGGAUAUGGCAUAAAAUCAAGCUUGAUCUUGUUUAUACUUUCUUUUAAAGUAUCUGAUGGAAUUGUAUGUAUGAAAUAACAAAAAGAAAAUGCAGUCAUAUAGGCAUCAAAAUGAGCAGAAUGGGCACCUUCUAUCGUAUUUCCUUGUUUGAGAUUAGAAGUAUAGACUUGAGGGUAUUCUGAAUUUCCCAUUUCCCAGUCUAAUACAUACUGAAUGUCAUGAAGUUUACUAUAUUUAUGAUGUUCUGAAUGACCUGUCUUUUCAAGCUCACACCACCCUUUUGC